AUGCGUCGCCAUGGCAGGGCCAGCGGAGGCCCGACCAAGGCCGUCUCGCCCAUGUCCGAUACCGUGUCGCUCAUCCACUCCUUCGAUUCGGUCCUCAACCCCAACCGACCCGCGCGACCUUCGCCCUUAGCUUCCUCCCAUAUCAAGGCAUUGCCGCUUGAACUGAUCGAUCGCCUGCGCUCGUUUCCCCUGUUCCAGGCCACGCCCGAAGCCUUCUUGAUCGAGGUCGGUCAGCACUUGCGACCUCAGCUCCAUGCCCCUAACGACUACAUCUUGACCGAAGGCGACGAUGCAAGGGCGAUAUACUGGUUGGUGCGGGGUGCCGUCUCGGUCACAUCACGCGAUGGCGAGAGCAUUUAUGCCGAGCUCAAUCCGGGGGCGUUCUUCGGAGAAAUCGGUGUGCUCAUGGACCGGCCACGCACGGCGACGAUCAUCGCUCGUACACGAUGCAUGCUGGUCGUGCUCACAAAAGAAGAUUUUCGCAACAUUUUGCCGCGCUUCCCGGAAGUGGAGCGUGCAAUUAGAGACGAAGCGCAAGAGCGCUUAAUGAUUUUGGAGAAGAAGAAAAAAGAAACAUCGGCGCCUGUUCUGGACGAGCCGAGCCCCAGCCCAGUGCGGCGGGGUUCCAAGCGUUUGAGAGAAAGUUUUUCGAAAGACUUGGCUGUUGCUGAGGAAGACUUUACUGUCAACUCGAUCCAUAAGAAGCGAAAGUCACCCAGCCCGGGUCGUCGGGAUUCCUCCAGUGCGCUGGCCAAUGGGUUGGUCAAUGUUCGUUUGCUGCUCAAAGAGCUUCCACUAUUCAACGGGUUGCCGGCCGAUAUCCUCCACUUUUUGGGACUCAAUGCCCAACCAAGCUCCUUCCCACCAUUCACCGACAUUAUCAAACAACAUUCUCAAGGCCGAGAGCUGUAUUUCAUUGUACGUGGUGAAGUUGAAGUUGUCACGGAAAGACAUGGGCAGAGCCACGCGCAUAAUGGCCAACCAAAUGGCCAUAGUCGUCCGGAGGUCGAAAUCAAGGCUAGGCUGAGGCAAGGCCAAUAUUUCGGAGAAGUGGUCAGCUUGUCGCUCGCUCCACGUAGAACAGCUACCGUUCGAUCCGUUACGUCGGUGGAGUGCCUCAUGCUGAGCGGAGACGUUCUGUCGAAGUUCUGGGAAAUGUGUCCGCAUGAUAUCCGCGAGCAAGUUGAGCGCACAGCACAAGAGAGACUUCAAGCCGCUGCAGAUGGCGACGUGGUUAUGACCGAUGCAACGGAUGAGCAGUCUCCCAUGGGUGAUCUUGAUCUCGAUGAGCGUGUCAAGAUCACAGCUGCUCGAAGGCGUUCAAUGCCCUUGCUGACCUUGACCGAGACCGAGCUAGACGGGCCACCUCAAUCGUCACCAGUCGAGGAUCAGGAGGAAGCCGUCUUGAGGCCUUCGGACCCCGACCCCUACCUCAGCCUUGGGUUAGACAAGGUUCGGCUUCGAAGUCGACGUGGCUCGUUGGCGCCAUUAACUCCGGAAGAAAUCACAGGCGAGCAACAGCGUCCAUCUCCUACCGAAUCUCGUUCUGUUGGCUCGUCAUCAGACCUUGCUCUACCCGAGACCGUUAGUCUUUCGAAACCUCACCAAAAAGUGCGUCCACUCGGUGACGCUCAACACGGUAUCUUCCCUGACAGCGUGCUGUUGAAUAUCUUUCAAUUCAUGGAGCUCCACGAACUUCUUCGGCUUCGUGGAGUUUCCUCCCACUGGUCCGAGAUCUUGAACACAUCGGAUCAGAUCGUUCGCGAUUUGGACCUCAGCAUAUACAAUCGCUGCGUAACGGAUGAUGUGCUUGUCAAAGUGAUAUGCCCAUUUGUCGGUAAUCGACCCCGGUCUGUCAACAUCAACAAUUGCUUCCAUGUUACCGAUGAGGGGUUCAAUGCGCUAGUAAAAACAUGCGCGCCCACGUCGACCACGUGGAGAAUGAAGAGUGUCUGGGAUGUAACAGCAUCUGCUAUCCUUGAGAUGUCCAGUAAAGCUGUCGGCCUCGAAGAAGUGGAACUGAGCAAUUGCCGAAAAGUGGGAGACACGCUUAUGGCGCGAAUAAUUGGGUGGGUUGUUUCUGGGAACCAGAAGCCCGGCGAAGGUAAAACAUCCUCCAUCAAACCAACAAUCCAAACGGCCGACAGCACAGUGUACGGCUGUCCUAAGCUGAAAAAGCUCACCCUGUCCUACUGCAAACAUGUCACGGAUCGGUCAAUGCACCACAUUGCCUCCCAUGCUGCCUCUCGCAUUGAAGAAAUGGACUUGACACGUUGCACUACCAUCACCGAUCAAGGGUUUCAGUAUUGGGGCAAUGCACGAUUCACCAACUUGCGCAGACUCUGUUUGGCAGAUUGCACGUACCUGACGGACAAUGCCAUCGUUCAUCUAACAAAUGCCGCCAAGCAGCUGCAAGAGUUGGAUCUGUCUUUCUGCUGCGCGCUCUCUGAUACGGCAACCGAAGUCCUUGCUCUUCAAUGCUCCCAAUUACUAUACCUCAACAUGUCAUUCUGUGGCUCGGCCAUCUCCGAUCCGUCUCUACGCAGCAUCGGUCUUCACCUCCUAUCUCUCAAACACCUAUCAGUGCGCGGUUGUGUCCGUGUCACUGGAGUGGGAGUAGAGGCUGUCGCCGAGGGUUGCCACCAGCUACAGUCUUUUGACGUAAGCCAGUGCAAAAAUCUUAUGCCAUGGUUCGAAGACAACGGGCCCAUGCGGUACCAACCACGGAUCGACUUUGAGACUGUGGCUUCAAAUGGACGGAAUUUCAGGUGA
This is a messenger RNA of Penicillium subrubescens, 2772 nucleotides long. RefSeq lists its product as uncharacterized. The record is from RefSeq and is a predicted model, not a curated record. The coding region runs from base 1 to 2772 and encodes 923 amino acids. NCBI's taxonomy places the organism in Eukaryota, Fungi, Ascomycota, Eurotiomycetes, Eurotiales, Aspergillaceae. The transcript is spliced from 2 exons. Gene Ontology annotation, molecular function: protein binding; protein-containing complex binding.